AUGGUCGACGCCGCAUACUUCGACAGAAAUGUCCAGGAGUACUACUUCUUCUCUGGCCACAGAUUUGCCCAAAUCGACGCCAACACGGGCAAGAUCGCAGACAAGACAACCCUUGGCCCCGCCAGAAUCGCAGACCACUGGUCGGGACUUGUUGAAGCCAAGUUUUACUCAUUGGAUGCUUUACUUGAAGUCCCUGGCGAAGCGGACCGUGUUUGGGCUUUCCGUGGCCUAGACUUUGUUCGUAUCCAAGUCUUGCCAGGAGGAAAGGGCAAAUCCACGUUUGGCCCCGCAAAGAUUGCGGACCAUUGGCCAUCGCUCGUGAAGGCGGGCUUUGCUACAGUCAAUGCUAUCCUGCCGGUCCCCGGUCAACCCUACGAAGCCUAUGUCUUUAACCAGGAUCGCUAUGCCAAGAUUAGCCUGACUCCAGGUUCUGGCAACAGUGGACUUCUUUCGGGUCCUGCCAAGAUCACCGAUGAUUGGCCUUCACUUGCCAAAGCUGGAUUUGGUACUAUUGAUACUGCAGUUGUCGCUAAGGGCAUUCCGGAACAUGCUUGGGUUUUCCACGAUGACCAGUAUGUGCGUAUCAAGAUUACGCCCGGGGAUAGUGAGCUUGUUUUUGGCCCUACCUCUGUGGAGAAGCACUGGCCUAACCUUAGCUGGGUUUAA
Messenger RNA from Penicillium salamii, 666 nucleotides. The record is from the annotation of a GenBank genome assembly. NCBI's taxonomy places the organism in Eukaryota, Fungi, Ascomycota, Eurotiomycetes, Eurotiales, Aspergillaceae.